Messenger RNA from Orycteropus afer afer, 249 nucleotides. The record is from RefSeq and is a predicted model, not a curated record. Lineage: Eukaryota; Metazoa; Chordata; Mammalia; Tubulidentata; Orycteropodidae.
AUGGCCUGUCGCAGCCCCUCCCAGAGCCCGGCAGGCCCCGCCCCCAGCGCAGCCCCUCCCAGAGCCCAGCAGGCCCCGCCCCCCAGUGCAGCCCCUCCCAGAGCCCAGCAGGCCCCGCCCCCAGUGCAGCCUCUCCCAGAGCCCCGCUGGCUUGCCCUUGGUGACUCAGAGGCUGCAGGGUGUGGCAGGUUCCUGAAGCACCCCCUCCUUCAGGCUGCCAGCCCUUUCCCUCCCCAUCCAGUCUUCUAG